GUGGCUGCCUGCCUUGGCGGAGAACUCCAAGCCUCCUUUCAUUCACAUUUCUAUUUCUUCUUAUUCGACUCGACUAACUCAACUGUCCCAUUAAAACCCCCCAAAACCCACCAUUAACACAUUUCUCUCCACUCUCUCUCCUCUUCUUCGUUAUCAUCGUCCUCACUUUCUCUCUCUCUCCACCAUGCAAUCACUACAAGCUCCCACUCUCCGACCUUCUCCCCUCGACCCACUUCGCCACCGCACCCAAUUCCUCCGCAAUGCCACCAAGCCUUGGCCCAGACCCAGGUCCUCCUCUUCUUCCAGGGUCUCCUUCAUCUCCGCCUCCUCUGUUCCCAAGCGCGAGAAGGACCCCAAGAAGCGUGUUGUGAUUACUGGCAUGGGCCUUGUCUCUGUCUUCGGUAACGACGUCGAUACUUAUUACGAUAAGCUUCUCUCUGGUGAGAGUGGGAUCGGUCUUAUCGAUCGCUUUGAUGCCUCUAAGUUCCCUACUCGCUUCGGUGGUCAGAUCCGAGGCUUCAACUCUGAGGGAUACAUUGAUGGUAAGAACGACCGCCGUCUUGAUGAUUGCCUUCGUUACUGCAUUGUCGCCGGGAAGAAGGCUCUCGAGGAUGCUGAUCUUGGUGGAGAAAAGCUCUCCAAGAUUGACAAGGAGCGAGCUGGUGUGCUUGUUGGGACCGGGAUGGGUGGUCUUACUGUUUUCUCUGAUGGUGUCAAGGCACUAAUAGAGAAAGGUCACAGAAAAAUUACACCUUUUUUUAUUCCUUAUGCUAUUACUAACAUGGGAUCUGCAUUGUUGGCAAUCGAUCUUGGUUUCAUGGGUCCAAACUAUUCAAUCUCCACUGCUUGUGCUACCUCAAAUUAUUGCUUCUAUGCUGCUGCAAAUCACAUUCGCCGAGGCGAGGCCGAUAUGAUGAUUGCUGGUGGAACUGAGGCUGCCAUUAUACCUAUUGGGCUUGGAGGUUUUGUUGCGUGCAGGGCUCUUUCUCAGAGAAAUGAUGAUCCAAAAACUGCUUCUCGCCCAUGGGACAAGGACCGUGAUGGCUUUGUCAUGGGCGAGGGUGCUGGAGUGUUGGUAAUGGAGAGCUUAGAGCACGCAAUGAAACGAGGUGCACCAAUUGUUGCAGAGUACUUGGGAGGUGCUGUCAACUGUGAUGCUUAUCAUAUGACUGACCCAAGAGCUGAUGGACUGGGUGUGUCUUCAUGUAUAUUGAGUAGCCUUGAAGAUGCUGGUGUGUCACCUGAAGAGGUUAACUACAUCAAUGCACAUGCAACUUCAACUCUUGCUGGUGACCUGGCUGAGAUAAAUGCUAUAAAGAAGGUUUUCAAGGAUACUUCAGGGAUCAAAAUCAAUGCGACUAAGUCUAUGAUAGGUCACUGCCUUGGUGCUGCUGGAGGUUUGGAAGCCAUCGCCACUGUGAAAGCCAUUAACAGUGGAUGGUUGCAUCCCAGUAUAAACCAAUUUAACCCAGAGCCCUCGGUCGAUUUUGACACCGUUGCAAACACAAAGCAGCAGCAUGAGGUUAAUGUUGCCAUCUCAAACUCGUUCGGGUUCGGCGGGCACAACUCUGUGGUGGCUUUCUCUGCUUUCAAGCCUUGAUCAAUUCAGUUUGUUGGAAAUUUUUGUAGAUCAACCAUGCUCACUUGAGAAUAGGUUUAAUUUAUUGUUGAGGCUGCUUCAUCUUGUCAAUUCUCAAGAAGUUUAUAUGCAAUUGAUAAUUUAUUUGAAGCCAUUUGUUAUUACUUGUGUUGUAAUAGUUUCAACUGUCAAGUUAAACUCUAUGGUCCCAAGGGCGCACUAGGACUCUUUAGGUUGAACUACCGGAAUUUAUGGAGUUUUUUGUGCCUAGCAUUAUGGGUUUUUUUUUUGGUGGUGCAUGGAAAUUGUCACAAGAAGCAAAAUGAAGAAGUGAUAAAAAAUAAAUGGAAAAUUGUAUUGAGAACUUUGAGGCUUUUCCUUUCAACAAUUAGUUUAUAUGGCAAUAAUAGCCAAUUAGGACUAAUAUUAUCUGUU
Humulus lupulus (European hop) is the source of this 2014-nucleotide messenger RNA. Its product is annotated as 3-oxoacyl-[acyl-carrier-protein] synthase I, chloroplastic. Gene Ontology annotation, biological process: fatty acid biosynthetic process. NCBI's taxonomy places the organism in Eukaryota, Viridiplantae, Streptophyta, Magnoliopsida, Rosales, Cannabaceae. The record is from RefSeq and is a predicted model, not a curated record. The coding region runs from base 185 to 1600 and encodes 471 amino acids. The transcript has 7 exons. Gene Ontology annotation, molecular function: 3-oxoacyl-[acyl-carrier-protein] synthase activity.